GUGGGUCGCAGGCCGCCGGACUUGCAUUUGGUGUAGCCAUGCAACAGCUCUUCCACUGGAAAAGUACCUGGAUAGGGGGCAACGGACCUGUUCCUCCGGCGCUAGAAGGCUUGCGAACGCGUGUGUGCUUGGUUUCAAUCAGGUCCCGUCCUGGUCCCUUUGCACGCCGGUUCGGGGACUUCAAAGGCACUCGUCAUCUUCGGGUCGGUGCGACAGCGAUUGUCGUUCCCCUUUGCUUGUGCGUCCUUCGAUUCCAGACUGAAGUCCUCACACCGGUAGCUGCAGAAGCACUGUGCUCGUCGAGUCUUGCGAGCGCUCAGGUACGCAGGGACGACGUCUGUUCGCCGACAAGCUAUACACUCGUCGGACGACCUCAGCAGUCGUGCCGUCCGGCUCAAGUUCGUGCUGUGGCACCGGCAAGAUCAUUCAAUACAUCAACAUGUUUGCAGGUCAGGCCCUCGUCUUCGUUCCUCGCAGACGCGUCAGCUUUAUAAUCUUUGGAGGCUCUCGGUGCCAGUAUACGCAGUGGUCGUUUGCGUCGGUUGAAUACCUUGGGU
Molecule: messenger RNA, 557 nt
Organism: Schizophyllum commune H4-8
Lineage: Eukaryota; Fungi; Basidiomycota; Agaricomycetes; Agaricales; Schizophyllaceae
Exons: 3
Coding region: 39-494 (151 amino acids)
Source: RefSeq, a predicted model, not a curated record